Agelaius phoeniceus (red-winged blackbird) is the source of this 1206-nucleotide messenger RNA. Lineage: Eukaryota; Metazoa; Chordata; Aves; Passeriformes; Icteridae. The record is from RefSeq and is a predicted model, not a curated record.
AUGGCAAAUGAUCUCCAGGCGGUGCCACUCCCUACCAAGUUGCUGAGGGAGAUCAGGGAUGUUGGGGACCAGCUGGCAGUGGUGGCACUUCACCUCUCCACCCUCCACGGCCUCAUCACCAUGCGGAAGAACAGGAAGGUCUGGGGUCCCCAGCCCCUGCCCACGGAGUUCCCGGGACCGUUGACCAUCACGGAGACGCAAACAACCCUCCGGAUCAGUCGAACCCCGGGAUUUCUGGUGGAACUGGGCGCCGCAGGGGUGACGCCUGGACACAUGAAGGUCUCCCCCGUCGUCAUCCUCCUCCUCCUCAGCCACGCAGAGGAGUGGGGACCCCUGGAGACAUUGGGGACCCCUGUGGGGCCCCUGGAUACGGUCCUGUACCCCUUCGGACCAGAGGUGGGGGAUGAGGCCACCCACCAUGAGGACGAUGGGACAAGCCCUGAGAUCUUCCUGCAGGAAAACUUCUCCUUCUUUGGACGUGCCCACCGCUCACUCUAUGUGAACAACAAUGGUGUGGUGUCCUUUGGGACAAUGGUCCCGGAGUUCACCCCCCAGCCCUUCCCACUGCCAGGCCAUCGCCCCUUUGUGGCACCUUACUGGGCUGAUGUGGACACCCGUCUGGGAGGAGAUGUCUUCUACCGGCAGAGCCGGGACCCCCAGCUGCUGGCACGCCUGGCCCAGGACCUGGCACCUGCUGUGCCACCUGGAGACCAGCCCCCACAGCCGACCUGGGCAUUCGUGGCCACCUGGGACCGUGUGGCCUAUUUUGGGGCUGCCUCAGACAAGGUGAACACCUUCCAGGCUGUGCUGGCCUCAGAUGGUGUCACGUGCUUUGUCCUGCUCAACUACGGAGACUUGCAGUGGACAACUGGCAUUGCUAACCAGGGGGAUCCCCACACUGGCCUGGGGGGCAUCCCUGCACAGGCUGGGUUCAACAGUGGAGAUGAUGUCCACUACUACAAUGUGCCAGGAUCACGCACACCUGCAGUGCAGACCCUCAGCCACCGCAGCAACCUGGGGGUCCCGGGGCGCUGGGCUUUCCGUGUUGACCACUUCAAGGCCACUGAGGGACCCCCCGAGACUCCUGGCACCCUGUCAAAGACCCCUGAGGCCCCCUGGAGUCCAUUGCCACCCCACAAGAUCCUCUCAGUAUCCCCCAACCCCCCCAAGACCACAGAGGAGCAGGUGUAUGUCUGUGGGUCAUGA